This is a messenger RNA of Phytomonas sp. Hart1, 1809 nucleotides long. NCBI's taxonomy places the organism in Eukaryota, Euglenozoa, Kinetoplastea, Trypanosomatida, Trypanosomatidae. The record is from the annotation of a GenBank genome assembly.
AUGCGAAAAAAUGCUUCACGUGGGCUUCUGGCUUCCUCCUCAAGGACUUACACACCUGCACCGCCGAAAAAAGAACACCGCGUUAACUCAACCAGCUGCGCUCAAUUAGAGCCACUGGAUGUACCGCAGCAAUCGGUGUUAAAUAAACGAUUACGCACGAGAGCUCAGCACAGCACAGCCCCUCGUACUGUACUUCCUCCUCCUAUCAACAAUGGCAUGCGUAACUCAUACAACAAUGAUAACCCGAAUCGUCCUCCCUCAGAUGCAAAAUCAACAGGGGGUGAAAAAUCUAGUUCUGCUAAGCAGCAACCAGUAUUAUUAACAACAGCUCGUGCGAUAACCCACGCUAACUCGAUCAGAAUGCCUUCAAUUAACCCUAGAUCGAAGGGUACGGGCGUAAAGCCCUCUUCUGGAGAAAUAACCGACAAGGAGUAUCCGCGCGAGCCAAAACGCCCAGGAUUGCAACGUCCGCGUGUUGGUACUAAUACCACCACGCCUGGUCAAUCACCACCCAAGUUGUUUCACCGAACCGCGUUUUCAAGAUUGCCCGUACGAACUCCAGUUAACAUUACUUCAAAGGCUGAGGUUGAUUCCGCAGAAAUGGCUACCAGAAAAGGUGAGUUGAGCACGAUGCGUCGGAAGCGAAUGGAGGCAAGGGUGAGACCACUGAGCCCUACUCAAUUAGCCACACACCCUGAUUCUGCACUCAACAACAAAGCGUCUUUGCCUCUGGAAAUGCCGGAACUUAUUACUAAAAAAAUGAUUCCAGACACACAAGUAGCAAGAAAGUCAAUUUCACCUCAUCAACAACCCGGCACCCAUACAGAUAUCAAGGACAAAGCUGGCGACGCUGGCAGCUUGACCCCCUUGGUCCCACAACCGUCUAGCGCAGAGGAUUAUCACGACUCCUCAAAUUGGCGCACGCUCGAGGAGAUUCCCGAUGAAGCCGUUUCUGUGAUAGAAGGGUCUUCCUUGGAACCACCCUUCUCAACCCAUUUGUGGGCCCAAGCCCACGUAGACCCCAGUAAGAUUGUCUCCCAGUCUGUUGGAUUUUUUAGCACCGCAUUGGGCUCGGAAAGUGUUACCAACGGCCCUCCGAAGGGCGCACGAGCCUUGCACUGCUAUCCAAAGCAACUGAAGGAGGGCUACUAUGCGUGCGCGAGAUGCAGGAACCCGGUGUGCUCCCCAUUGCAUCAGGUACCCACUGCGGACCUGCAACACUCACGGACUACAGGGUAUGCCGUGUUCAGCCGUGCGCAUGCGAAGGGCCUACGGGUGGUGAUCACCAAUAUAACCGAGGAAAGCUCUAAGAAAACUUCGAUGAUACAAAACAAACCCCAAGUACAACGUCUGAAACCAAGCAACUCACUGACGUUCUCGGUGUUUUGUCGAUACUGCAAUGCCUGUGUUGGUAUUCUAGAAAGCGCUGAAGGUAGAGGCGCUAUUAGUAUCCAAGAUGAUGGCAAACCCAAAGAAGAAAAUGUGUGUGAGUGGUUUAUAGUGAACAGUUUAUGUUUGGAGUACAUACCACUAAAUACACGAGCCCGUCUCGAUGAGCUACUUGUAUGCACCUCAUCACACGAUAAAAAGAAGUCCAGGUGCGGAACAAUCCACCUUGAUUAUAAUAAUUAUCCGAACUCUAUGAAUGAAGAGGAUCAACAGGCCCUCGCAACAACCAUUGCCUCAGUGUCAUCUUUACAAGGUUUGAUCUUAAAUGGAAAGGAUGAAACGAAUCGUCUGGCCGAAGAAUGGGGGCUAUGUUUGGAAUGCAGCACUAGCGAUGAAGAUAUCGCGUUGUGUGCAUAUUAA